AUGCGAUUCUUCAAACCUAAUUUUGACGCACAGAUGUCCUUUGUGAAACUGGGACGACAACAACAACAACACACUAAAGGGAAAAGGCCUGUUCGCCCAAAGAAGGCAGCAGGUCCUAAAAGGGAAUGGGUGAGCACGGUCAGUGACCUGUCUGUGCACAAGCUGACGCCCGCUGAGCUGAGUCAUCGGCAUGAGAUUCACAAGUCUCACAACAAAGUUGCAGCUCAGUGGGAGCUCAAGGAGAAAGCCCUAAAACGGCGUCUCAGACACACUGGGAGCCCCGCGCCUCUGGACAAGGCCAGCCUCAGCAUCAUCAGGGAGGUUUUCUCCGAUAAGCUGCUUCUGCAGGAUGUGCUGGCCCGCUCUGACAGAGCCAUGGCGGUGGUCAAGGACCUGUUUGGAGAUGCCCCACGGAGACAGACUGGGCACCCCAGCGUGACCAUGGCUCCACACUGCGACUCUGAUUCGGAGCUGCCUGUUCUCCAGAAACCAGAUCCACCAACUCACUUGUCUCUCCUCAGCCAGUCUAUGAUGGAUCAGGAGGCUCUUAAUGAAGUUGAGCUUUCAAAGUUAGACCACCGAGAGGAGGACGAUGAGCCGUCGUGCAGUCCACAGAAUCAUGUAAUGCGAAGGACCAAUAUACGGAAAAUGAAGGCAAACACCCGAAGCAGAGCACAGGAGCUAAAAGGUGAUAAUCUCAGUUGUGACCAAGGAGAGAAAGAGGAUGUUCCUGUGACGCCCCGCUCAACAGGAACAAGACCAGACCACAGAGACUUUUCUAAUCUCAUUCCAGCUCUCAACGCCACUGUAGCUGUUCAGCGCAUUCGCUCAAAACAGAGUCAGUCAGAGGAAGGUAAAGAAGGAGAAACCUCCACCUUGGUGUCUCAGGUCCUGAAUCCUGAAUUUCCUCUCAGUCGGUCAGGAAGGAUCAGCAGUCACGCCAGCAGGAGCAGGAAGGAUGUUUCUCGGAACUCAGUGCUGGAUGGGUCAUCUGCUGCUUCUCUCAGUGGGGACCAGUCCAGUCUGGGCCUGCUGCGGGCCAUGCUGGGUCAGGUGGAGGAAGACUUGGACAGUCUGGGCCCCGAGAACGUACCGGGCUCUGCACAGAGACCAAAAGAGCCCCGAGCACAAGGCCUCACUGGAUUCUCUGUCGCCUUGGUCUCCACACUUGGACGUUUGGUACGCCUCCUCAAACAGAGGGAAGCGGAGGCUCAGAAAGAGGCAGAGGAGAGAAGAAGGCUGCAGGAGGAGUUGACAGAGCAGCGGGGCGUUAUCGAUGCCCUCACUGCUGAAACUAUGACUCUUCGAGAGGAGUUUUCGUCGCUGCAGCACGGGUUCCAGCGCCACACAGCAGAGUUGGAGCAGAAGCUGGACACGGUGGUGUUGGUGAUGGGGGGACUGGGACUGCUGGGAGAACACAUGAACCCACCGAUACCUACUGACGCCAGAGCCCCAGUUAAUUCCACAGCUCCCGUUGCUGAAAGGGCCCCUGAACAGACCCCCGUUUGUGUUUCUCCUGCCGUCCUGCUCUCCCCGCCUCGCCAGAGAGACAACCGCCAGCAAAGUCCCGAGACUCAUCAGCUGCUCCUGCAGCCUCAGCUUCAUCCCGCAGAUAGCCGCCCCCCCCAUGAGGAUCCGGAGGCUCACGGCUCGGCCUCGAGUCUCAACAGUCUUCCCCUCAGCAGACUCCCCUCCAGCUCCUCCCUCUCUCUGAUCUCUGACCCUCUUCGCUCGCAGCCCUCCCCAGAUGCCAUGCUGGCCGAGAUCGCUCUGCUGAGCCGGCAGAACGACCUGAUCAAGGCCCAGCUCAGCCAGGCCCGGCGCCUCAAGUCAGGGGCCGGAGGAACGCCAAGCAGCAGCCUCACGCAGAGACGCUCCAGCCCGCCCAGCACGUGCACAGUCACGCCUCCAGGCAGCACGCAGAGCAGGCCGCCCGGGCCCAGAAGCACGGGCGAGAGGAACCGGAACGCCCCGACCCCCGACGAUACGUCGCUGAAUCAGGAGGCGUCUUCUAUCAGCGUAAACAGCAUGGAGCAGCGCCUCCUGGAGCUCAACAGGCAGAGCGCAGCCGCUCGGGGUCGACUCCUCCAGCUCAUCGAGCAGCAAAAGCAAAGCGUGGCAGGCAGGGUCUCUCCCUCCGUCUCCCCCAUCCCUCGCUCCGCCCUCAGCCCAAACGCAGCAGCAGGAGGAGGAAGUCCAGACGUGUCGUUGCUACUGGCUGAGCAGGAGCUCCGAGCACAGGAGGGCACAGACAGACGAUGUGCUGGUUCUCACACGUCGUCUCCCAGUUUUAGUUUUGAAACCAGGGAUGGAAAUUCACAGAUGAACAAGCAGAGUGAAAGAGAAGGGUGGUUUGCUUUGUCUGCUCACAUGAGAUGACAAGAGGAGACAGACAAAAUCAAACCUUUGAACGCAGAAAUAAAUCUAUUUUUACUCUUUUUAUUUUAUUUUUUCAGCGACUGAAAUAAAAAUGCUUUUAAUUUUAGAAUUUCAGUGAACAGUUGGCUCUGUUUCUCUCUGUUUUGGGCUUUUCCACAGAUCUGACAUUUAGUGUUUACUGUUGUGUGAAAAACCUAUGCAUAAAAAUAAAUUUUC
Molecule: messenger RNA, 2595 nt
Organism: Menidia menidia (Atlantic silverside)
Lineage: Eukaryota; Metazoa; Chordata; Actinopteri; Atheriniformes; Atherinopsidae
Source: the annotation of a GenBank genome assembly